This is a messenger RNA of Stomoxys calcitrans (stable fly), 1425 nucleotides long. RefSeq names its product partner of Y14 and mago (gene Pym). The record is from RefSeq and is a predicted model, not a curated record. Gene Ontology annotation, biological process: exon-exon junction complex disassembly. Gene Ontology annotation, cellular component: exon-exon junction complex; cytoplasm. Gene Ontology annotation, molecular function: RNA binding. The transcript is spliced from 3 exons. NCBI's taxonomy places the organism in Eukaryota, Metazoa, Arthropoda, Insecta, Diptera, Muscidae. Bases 155 to 808 code for a protein of 217 amino acids.
AAUCGACUUUUAGAUCCCUAGUUUCCUCAAGGAGGAACUGGACAUUGAAAAUAGUAAUCAACAAUUAUUAAAAUAUUUGUGAAAUAAACGCAGGAACGACAUAAAAAACAAAGAGACAGCACACCACUUACAGCAGUUUCCUCAACUUAUCAAAAUGUCAGGCACCUUUAUACCGGCUUCUCAGAGACCUGACGGCACAUGGCGUCGAGCAAGACGUGUCAAAGAUGGUUAUGUGCCUCAAGAAGAGGUGCCCUUGUAUGAAAGCAAAGGCAGACAAUUUGCUCAAAAACGCGCAAAUGGACUGCCUCCCGGUUUAUGCCCUGAAAUGGUAGAGGCAGCCAAAAAAGAACGUGAGAAGAAAGAAAGGGCCAAAGCCAAAAAAGAGGCAGCAGCAGCGGCAGCAAGUGCCGCAACAGCCACAGCUACUAAUAAACAGCAAAUACCUGGAGUUCUAAAAUUACCCGCCAAUACAAAUACAGCAACAUCAAUUAAAAACCCCACAGCCAGCGGGCCAAAGUCCAAGGCUUCUCCGACCACGUCCACCUCAAAUGGUGCCAAAACCAUUGAGGCCUUAAGUAAUGAUCUUGCCCAUAAUCUUAAAGUGCAAGAAGAGCCCCAAGAUCUCCAAAAGAAAUGCAAAAAACUACAAAAAAAGUUAAGGGAAAUCGAAGAAAUUGAAAAGAAACUCAAAAGUGGUGCCCUAAAGAAGCCUGAAAAGGAUCAAUUAGAUAAGGUGGCACGAAAAUCAGUCAUUGAAAAAGAACUGCAAAAAGUUCUGGAGGAGAUUGGUGCAGGUGGUGGAAGUUAAGUUUAUUCAAGAGAAACAACACAAGGAAAUGUAAAAUUUUUGAUGGCGUUACGAGUUACACAUGCUGGAAAUGGAGGUGAUUUGUGGUAUACCGCAAGUAACCUCAUCAUUAGCUACAUAUUUGCUGUAUCCCGACAUUUCCUUGUGAUUUUUUUUGUGGAUGUUCUCCAUGGCAGAGUCUUAAAUAGUUAUGAAUUAAGAAACAAUAUUCGUUACGUUUGCGUUCCUUUGUUUUAUUUUUCUGAUAAAUUUUUAUCAUAAUUUCUCAUUUAGUUUUGAAAUAAGACAAUUACCUUAUAUACAUUUUGUUAGUCAUUUGUUUACAUAUUUUUUAUUUUUUUUAAUUUUUUGUACAUGUUUUGUUUCAAAUUUUUUUUACCAACCACUAUAUUUCCAUUAUUGCAUUGAAUAACUGCCUUUUUAUAAAUCAUUUCCAUAAGUGAAAAAGCAUAAAACCAAAAUUAUUAUUAUUAUAUACAUACAAUAUAUUUUAAUCAAGCAACAAACCAUAUAUCAGUGCAGAUUGUUGUAUAUUUUAGAAAUAAAAUAGUUUAAAACCGCAUGAGAUUAAUGCUAAAAAGAAGUAAUGAUAUUGAGUCAAUAUAAAAAAUCAUUUC